Messenger RNA from Acipenser ruthenus (sterlet), 7935 nucleotides. It is a transcript of the gene ppp2r3a, whose product is annotated as protein phosphatase 2, regulatory subunit B'', alpha. The transcript is spliced from 15 exons. Lineage: Eukaryota; Metazoa; Chordata; Actinopteri; Acipenseriformes; Acipenseridae. Gene Ontology annotation, biological process: protein dephosphorylation. Gene Ontology annotation, molecular function: protein phosphatase regulator activity; calcium ion binding. The record is from RefSeq and is a predicted model, not a curated record. Gene Ontology annotation, cellular component: protein phosphatase type 2A complex. The coding region runs from base 855 to 4382 and encodes 1175 amino acids.
CUACCCCUCAGGCCGUUGUGAGCGCUACAGUUUCUCUGUGAGCUGUACAGCGGCAUGCACGGUCUCCUCAGAACUCUCGCAGAGCAAGCCUUCUCACCACUAGCACUGCAGCUAUUGGUGUUGCCCCUAAAACAGUAAGCCACUUGGAACUCUUUCUUCUUUGAUAAGCAAGUCUACGACAGCGUUGCAAAGGGACGAUUUCAGUCAUGGAUUUUGUUCAUCAACAGAGAACCCACAGCGUGACUUAAUACUGAAAAUGCUCAAAAUGGAAUGCUGAGAUGAAGCUGUGGAAUGUGGCCGCCCCUUUUGUCUACCCUAUUUGUAACUAGGUACGCCUCUUCGUCUUCAAAGCCAAUCUAAACAGGCCUGAAAAGGGAAUUUUUCUUGCUUUCUAUGACAUCUGCAAUACAAAUUUAAGACAUCUGUCACUCAGCAGGAGAUUCCUGUCGACCUGGAAAAGAAAAAAAAAUAUUGCUGCAUGCCAGCAGGUUUCUGCUUUUGAAACUGUGAUGGUCUUAGGAGCUAACGGACAGGCCUAUUUCUUGGCCUCAGACCGCGGUUUUAAGAAAUGGGUAGCAAUUCCUUGAUGGUGGAUAGUGUGAUUUAUUCAGUAAGCAUGGAACAUGCUCUAAUGAAUGAGAUGUAACCGAGUGGGUUGGCUUCUGCUGACACAGGACAAGCAGCUGUAAUUCGACCGCACAUCCCACUGCAGGCCUCAAGAGGUUUGUCACAUCUUAUGUUCUUUACGAAGCACAAAGCUGAAGUUUGGGGCCUAUAACUUUACAGUCUUUUAAAAUGACAUUUUGAUUACACGUUUCUAAAGAACAUUUUUAUGCCUAUUUAAAGACUGUUGUAUGAAGAUCGUGAGACAAAGACAGACAUAUACUAUGGCAGCAACGUACCGCAUUGUGGUUAGCACUACUAAUUGUUAUAACAGUGUUGUCAUUGAUCGUCGCUUUCAGCACACUGUACAUUACUGUAAUGGACCAUGUCAGGUCCUUAAACACGGUGUUGAGUGCACUGUGGCCCAUUGUAGCACUUGCUCAGAGCUGUUGGAUACUAUAGCUGAGCCUGCAACUGGUGGCCGACCUUUUAGUACUGAGGACCACGGCAAUACAUUUUCAGCUGUUGAAAAUGGCACUGCUGUCCCUGGAGCUACAGGUGAGGAUUAUCACCAGAUCAUGCAGGGUGCUCCCAGGGUCAAAAAGGGAUUAACUAUUCAGAGUUCCACCAGCCUUAAGGACAUAACGGGUGAUGCCAUAAAUCUAGCCAGUGGAAAGAUCAAGGAGUUCUCUUUUGAGAAAAUAAAGUACUCCACCAGCCAUGUUACUUUUAGGAAAGGGAGAAAAGUGAGACCAGACUCCUUCAGCAGAAGGUCCACUGAUCUUGACAUAAUUUAUGGGCACUUCAGCAGUGAUGAGAACUGCCCACCAUUUGGCUUUGUACAGAACUCCAUGAUGGAAGAGCACAAGUUGAGUCGCAGUAGUUCUCUGGAGCAAAACAUCAACAAUAUUCCAAUACUGUACCUGAAUAGCUUGACCGAAGAGAAUCUGAUAGCAAAGAUCCUGGAAAAGGCCAAGGCAGACAGCAAUGCUUCAGGGGAAGACAUCAAGGCUUGUCUGGACAUCCUCCUCAAAUGCUCGGAAGACCUGAAGAAAUGCACUGACAUUAUUAAGCAGUGCAUCAAGAAUAAAUCCAUGGGUGGAGACAACAACGAUUCAUUCACAAACCCAGAGGUGAUCUACAGGAGUGUGAUGGCAAGGCUUUCAAGCUACCUGAAGAAGCUGCCCUUUGAUUUUGAACAUGGGCGAUCAGAGCACAGUGACUUAGCUGAGCUUGUAAAUAGUUUGCAUGGAUUGCAGCAAACUCCUUUUUCCCCCAUAUUUGGUAAUGAACAGCCACCAAGAUAUGAAGAUGUGGUCCAUUCCCCACCUUUAAUUAAAACUCUACCUCUCUCAUCUCCUUUGGAACCCCAACAAAUCCCUCAAGACUCAGCUAAUAAUGUGCAAUCAGUACAAAGCUUUGCCAACUUGCAAUGUAAUACAAUUACCCCCAACAGUGUUCAUAAGAACUCGACUGCCGUUAGUAGUUCCGGUGCCCUACCUCAAGCUGUAACAAUAAACCGUUCAGACAGCUAUUCCUCUACAAACUCAUUGCUGUCAUGUAGCAGUGAUAAUAUAUGUAAGGAAUCCAUGGUAGCAUUGUAUAUAGAGGAAGAGCAUGACGUAGGGAAAGUGCUAGACAAGGAGCUACGAGGGGAAGGUAAAUUCAGCCAGGGGUUCAUGGAGGUUAGACAGUUGCCUAAAAAGCCAAUUGCUCUGCUGGAAACUACUGACAGUACUGCUAAACUGUCAGGAAACAUCAGGAAUGGGACUACCUUUAAACCAAAUUUGGAGCCAUUUGCACUGCCUGGAGCCAGCAAGCCAUAUGCGUCUCUUAAGAACCGAGAAGCUUUCCAGGAACCCGGUCAAAGUAAUGACCAGGAUGACAUUGACAAAUUGCUAAUGGAUUUAGAGUGUCUUUCCCAAAAAAUUGAACUAGAACCAUGUCUUAAUGGGAAAAGCGCUGAGCUCAAGAACUGCAGCCAGCAGGCAGGUCUGCACCAGCACUUGUCCUUUGACUCCGGAAGCAGUCAACCUCCAGUGGACACACUCACCCCGUUCUCGUCCAAAAAGAACAAAAGCAGGCAUGGCUACACUACAAACGAGGAGGAGGAUGGGGCUCUCUUGUUGCGUAUUUUGGAGAGCAUUGAAAACUUUGCUCAGGAACUUGUUGAAAGCGGGACAGGCAAGGGCAGGUUAUCCCGAGAAGGGGAAGUAAUGCGUCUUCUCCAAGAAACUGUGGCAAACACUGGCAAGUCUGAGCAGAAUCUGCAAACUAGCUCCAUACCUGCAGCUAUCCGAGACACUGGACCAACUCUGUCAAUCCAGCAGACGCCGGAAGUCAUCAAGGUCCAAAUCAAGCAAGAGAAGAAACCUGGAACUCCUCCCCCAGCACCUGCAGCCUCCACCCCCAGUCCACGCACACCGACCCCUCCACCAGUAAACAAGGUGGUCAUCACUGCCCCCAUCUCCAUAAACAUUCCACGCUUCUAUUUCCCCAAAGGACUUCCAAACCCUACUGCCAACCUCGACGAGACCAUUGCCAAGAUUGAAGCAGCGUUCGCAGAGUUAGAGGAAGAGAAAGCUGAUAUUUAUGAAAUGGGAAAGAUUGCUAAGGCAUGCAAUUGUCCGCUAUACUGGAAGGCCCCGAUGUUUAAUGCUGCUGGAGGUGAAAGGACAGGAUUUGUUUCUGUCCACGCAUUCAUAGCGAUGUGGAGGAAGUUAUUGCACAGCUGCUAUGACGAUGCAUCAAAGUUUGUUUACCUAUUAGUCAGACCUGGCUGUGCCUACCUUGAACAGGAAGACUUCAUCCCAUUAUUACAGGAUAUUGUGGACACUCAUCCAGGUUUGACGUUUUUGAAGGAUGCCCCUGAAUUCCAUUCUCGGUACAUUACCACGGUAAUUCAGAGGAUAUUCUACACAGUCAACCGAUCCUGGUCAGGGAAAAUCACCAUGACUGAGCUGAGACGGAGCAACUUCCUGCAAACCCUUGCUCUUCUGGAGGAAGAGGACGAUAUCAACCAGAUUACAGAUUAUUUCUCCUACGAACACUUCUACGUGAUCUACUGUAAAUUCUGGGAGCUGGACACAGACCAUGAUCUUUUCGUUGACCAGAAGGACCUGGCCAGGUAUAACGAACAUGCUUCAUCGAAUAGAAUUACUGAGAGAAUAUUCUCUGGAGCGGUAACAAGGGGGAACUCUGUGCAGAAAGAAGGCCGGAUGAGCUAUGCAGAUUUUGUCUGGUUUCUGAUCUCUGAAGAGGAUAAGAAGAAUCCCACCAGUAUUGAGUACUGGUUCAAGUGCAUGGACCUCGAUGGGGACGGAGUGCUGUCCAUGUAUGAGCUGGAGUACUUCUAUGAGGAGCAAUGCGAGAGAAUGGAAGGGAUGGGCAUCGAACCACUGCCAUUCCACGACCUGCUCUGCCAGAUGCUGGAUCUAGUGAAAUGUACAGACCAAGGUAAAAUAACUCUUCGGGAUCUGAAGCACUGCAGAAUGGCGCAUGUAUUCUAUGACACCUUCUUUAACUUGGAGAAGUACCUGGACCAUGAACAGAGAGAUCCAUUUGCUGUGCAAAAGGAUGUAGAGAACGAUGGUCCAGAGCCCUCAGACUGGGAUAAAUAUGCAGCUGAAGAAUACGAGAUCCUGGUGGCUGAAGAGACGGCUAAUGAACAGUUACAGGAAGGUUCAUUUGAAGACGAUUAUGAAUCUGACGAACUCACGGUCGCAUCAGAAAUCGGAAACAAGAAGGACAAACUGGUCAUUUCAGACCUUUCAGCAUAAAACCUAAAACAGGUCACACUGCCAAGCAAUCAGACGUGACUGCCAGUGAAAAGACUGACCACGGAACAGUCACACACAAUAAGGGAAUAGGCCUUUUCUUCUACUUUUUUUUAGCUUCUUUUUCCUUUGGAAGGGAAUUAUGCUUUUUUUUUUUCUUUUUUACAAUUCAAAUGACUGUGUGUGUGUGUGUGUGUGUGUGUGUGUGUGUGUGUGUGUGUGUGUGUGUGUGUGUGUGUGUGUGUGUGAAAUAGAGCUGCCUAUAAAUCUAAAAGCCUUUUUUUGUGCAAUAUGUCUUAAAUAAGUCUAGUGGGAAUAUUUGUUCUGUGUUAGCCUGGAGAACAAGGAGCAUUUGGGAUUUAUACGAUAUGAUUAUAUUGUCUAUAUACAGUACACUCUGUACCACCUAGUGGUCAUUACUAGUAGCAACUUGUGCACAACCUCCUGCAGCAUCAUCGGUAACAGCUGGACACACGUGGAUAUGAAGUCAACAAGAUGUUGGAAGGUCUCCUGUUUUAUCAAGCACCAUCUUCCAACAAUGUUGACAAUAUUGUUAAGAUUGAGACCUAAUUAUAUAUAUAUAUAUAUAUAUAUAUAUAUAUAUAUAUAUAUAUAUAUAUAUAUAUAUAUAUAUAUAUAUAUAUAGAUAGAUAUAUAUAUAUAUAGUCACAAACUACAAAGCAGUAUGUAAUUAAAUAUGUUAAUGUAACAUUAUUCAGCAGGUUUCAGAAUUAAUUAUAUAGAGUGAUGCAAACUUUUAUAUAUAAAAAGUUAUAUGUAUCUGCUUACAAUACAUUCAUUAUCAUAUCAAGCAUAUUUAUUUAAAAAAUGUGCAUACUACCCAUACUUCUUAUAAACAUGCACAGAUGUAUUACGGAAAAAAUGCAAAUUUAUGUUAAUUGCAUCAGCUAUGUAGCUUACAGAAAUCCACAAUAUGUCAACAUAAGCUAAAGUGCUGAUUCAGAGGAAGAGCAACUACUGUUAGUCUAUCUAUCUGAACCUUGGCUUCUGCCUCGUUCUUGAUUAUUUUAUUUAGUCCUGUAACUCGCUAGCCAGCCCCUACAGCACAAGAGACUUUGCUCUGCAGCAAAAGAGAGAUUUUUGCUUUCAUCCCGUUUUUAUUUUACAAAACCUUAUUUCUGUAAAAAAAAUAUAUGUUGUUUCAUCAGCUUCCAAAGAUGUAUUCUUGUGAUCUGGAAGAGAUUUGGUUAAAUCAAGUCUGACCCAGAAUGUAAAUAUACAGGAUUUGUUAGACUGAUAAGGAUAUAAACUCUAAUACAUGAGUGGCAAACCAACAAGUUUUUAUUUGAUGUCAGGCUGUCCUCAAUUACUUUAACAGUUGGAACGAAAUUGACUUGUUAUAUUAAAGUUGAAAAGCUUGUGCUUAGAUGCAAGAUCACCUGUGUUUCUAUCUGCUACCGAAUACUGCAGGUUUACAUGUGUAAAUAUACUGUAUAGAUACAUAUACUGUAGAAUAAAUAAGUAUAUCCUGAUCUGGGUAGCAGGGUUUACAAGGAAGACAUCAAUCCUAAAGUAGUUCACAGGACAGUUCAAUAACGAGUCUUUAAACCUGCACCCAUUACAAUUCAUGUGCCCAAAGCCAGGCUCCUAGUGGGGUCAGCAUGUUCUAGACAGCAUCGCCUUCAUGUUUAUGAAGUGUCUGGCUCAGUAAUACUACCUGAAGUUUUAUGUAAGCCCAAUAUGGAAGGUAAGAGCAGUGAGAAAUAGACAAGCAAUAAAAUCAAUUCUGAGAGGUCUAGUUUUAAACUUUUUGGUUUUGAUUGAACUAAAUUGCGCUAAAUUAGAUGUAAAAAAUGUAUAUAUAUAUAUAUAUAUAUAUAUAUAUAUAUAUAUAUAUAUAUAUAACACUAAGUGGGUAAAAAAAAACAUGUAAAUAGAUAUAUUGAAAUUUUAAAUAUAUAGGUACUUUUUAAACUUCAGACUACCCCCAUCUCUUCAGUGUGGUGUUUUAGUGCAUAUUUGUACAGUCUCCAUUCAUAUGUGAAUGUGGCCCAGUGUAUGUAUAUGUACAUUUGCAUAAUUGACAAAGUGUAAUUUUUGUCAGUUGUGUAUUUUGACAUCCCAAUCUGUAAGUGUUUCAAUAUUAACAUCAUGCAACCUUAUACAAAAGAUGUGGGUCUGCCAUCAAGAUACAGCAAAAAGGACAUUUGCACAGUAGUCAUGGUAUACUGUAUGUUUCUCAGUUUUCAUAUUCAUGCCUUUGCUAAUUAUUUACAUGGGCUUUCAGGAUUUACUCAGCCCUUUGAUACACCAUGAUUUCAAAACCCUGUUGCAGAAGGGCUGAGGUAAUAUUCCAAAAUGCCCUUAAACAUGCUUUAAAUGUUAUUAGUAUUUUUAUUAUUUAAUUAUUUUGUGUCUUAUAAAAUACUGUAAUCAGCGUCCUUUCCAUCCACAUCAAGCUCAUAUCUAUUUCAGUGUUAUGCCUGCAAUGUGUUUGAUCCAUACCAUAACUCAUUCUCCUGGCUUUGUCAAAAGGGAAGAGAGUCAACAUCCAUGAAUGUUACUGUAUACAACUGUAGAUAUAUAUAUUUGUUUGUAAGUAGUGUAAAAAUAAAUGAUAUUGCCAAAGGUGCAAUCUAUAUUGUAAUAUGUGCCACAUGUAGUUACCAGUAGCUCUCUCAAUAAUAGAACUGCGUUUUGGGAGAAUUUGCUAUAGCCUAUAUAAACCACUUUGUAUAUUCCCCCCCUCUCGAGUGAUUGAUUAUGCCAGUGGCAUUGUUGUUGAAAUGUAAUGUUACUUUUACUGCCAUUGUAAUAUGCAUCCAGCUUAAAGGUAGAAUGUAAGUGAACAUUCUGACUGAACUCACUGUAUUAAGACAAUCAACUGGGUGUUUAAAUGGUUUUAAUGUAGCACUUUGUGUUAGUUUCAGUAGCCAUCUAAGCAAUAAACCUGCUGUACUGGUAACACACUCACUGGGAUGAUGUGAUCAAACACGUACCAAAUGCCUGAAUCAAGACUUGAGACGAACACUAUAAAACUGCCAUGUGUACCACGGUAACUUUUUAAAAACAGGGUAUACAGCUGUUUAAGCUAUUACAAAACUGCUUAAAUACUGAAUUUUUUUUUAUGUUACUUUUUUUUUUUUUCUUGAGUUUCAAACUGUUUUGAAUGUGUAUCAUUUGUUUUCUGGCAUAUGUUUUGUUUGCAGAAGCUAUAGUGAGAUGGUAUGCCAUCUUGAGGUGUUUAACGUUUGCAUUAGCAUGGCUUUUAUCUUUGCUGUAUUUCUUUGGAAUUUUGAAAUUUAAUUAUAAAAAUAAAAUAAAUAAGGUUGUAAACUUCUAUUUGAUACCAAUAGUAUUGUACCUCAUUGCGUUUAAUAAAAUCAAUCAACAUGUGAUAACAGACCCGAUGUAUCAGACCAGUGCUGAUCUGCCACAUAUCCCAUUUUUGCUUUGGAACUGUAGUAAAAACCUGCAUAUCUUCUGUAUCAGAGCCUACUGAGACACGUAUUCUUGAUGCAUUGCAUUUCAUUUCUGUAGUUCUGGGUUCAAAGCAUGUAAACUCAAAAUAAAUAAGUCUGGUUGUCUUCUCUUC